Molecule: messenger RNA, 326 nt
Organism: Penaeus monodon (black tiger shrimp)
Lineage: Eukaryota; Metazoa; Arthropoda; Malacostraca; Decapoda; Penaeidae
Source: RefSeq, a predicted model, not a curated record
CUUGAGAAGCUGAUGAAGCUGCGAGUGGCUGUGGUGGACGCGGGACAAGACAGGCAGAGCGAAGCAUCAGCCACGUCUUCCACGUUGAGGAAUUUGGACCCUCAAGACGCCCUCGGCUCCUAUAACCCUUCGUCAGUAGCGUCCUUAGCUUCCACGGCCCUCCCUCUGCAGGUCGUGGAUUCCAACAUCACAUCCCUGGUGACGCCCCGGAUCACCCGCGCCCACGACUGCCACGCCCACACACGCUAUGAGAAGGAUACUUGUACGUCUUGUCUCAAUGGUGGGCGAUGCAUGAGAUCUCACGAAGGACAUAAGUAAGUGGUAUU